GUGGAUCCCACGUGCUCUGCAAUUUCAACUAUAAGUACCGACCCCCCACUCUUCGAUCCCUCCCUGUUCUCCUCCCUUCCUCCCUCCCUCCGGUUCACUCUAAAGAAGUUGCUCAAAAUUAGUGAACCAUGUUUUUCUCCGAAGAAGAAGCGGUCCAGUGUUCGGUUUUCGAAUCCGGUCUGACGGUCGAGGAGCUCUUGUCGUUGCUCGAACCGGGGAACUCCAACAACAGCCAGAACUCCGGUUCGGAUGGCUCGAGCCGGGCGGUCUACUCGGUCGUCGAGAGGAAGCACCGUCGCAUGAUAUCGAACCGGGAGUCGGCCCGGCGGUCCCGCUGGAGAAAGAAGAGGCAUCUAGAAGACCUGACGGACCAGCUGAACCGGUUGAAGCAAGAGAACCGGGAGCUCAAGAACCGGCUGGGCCUACUAACCCACAGGUGCCACGUGGCGUGUAGAGAAAAUGACCUUUUGAGUGCCGAAUUCUUGGCCCUAAGUUCCAGACUUUCGGAUCUGUGCCGGAUUUUGGUUGCCAUGCAAUCACAACAAUAAUUAAUCCCAUGCAUGCACGUACACACCAAUCGUUAACCCUAAUGGUCGACGAUCAUCUUAUAAACUAAAUUAUUAGGCUCUAAUAAAGCUCUAACUAGGGCAAUUUGAGCUCAUACUCUCUCUUUUUAAUCUAGCACUAACAGCACUGAGACUGGGGCCUGUUGUGCUGCAGGCGCUGAAACCGAUGUUUGUUUUAUUAGAUUGUGAGCCCUGGCAAAAAGUUGGUGCUCUUAAGAAGAGAGAACCCCACGUUGCCAUGUAAAAGAUUUGGAGAGUGUUUUGCCUCUUUGCUUUUUGGUCACGUUGGAGACGGCCUUUUUUAGCAGCUUUGUGAACGUGUUUUGCUGCUGAACAAGUUAGGCCCCACUGAUCAUACGUAUUUAGAGAGAGAGAGAGAGAGA
Messenger RNA from Morus notabilis, 949 nucleotides. RefSeq names its product basic leucine zipper 4. Gene Ontology annotation, biological process: positive regulation of DNA-templated transcription. The coding region runs from base 129 to 548 and encodes 139 amino acids. NCBI's taxonomy places the organism in Eukaryota, Viridiplantae, Streptophyta, Magnoliopsida, Rosales, Moraceae. Gene Ontology annotation, cellular component: nucleus. The record is from RefSeq and is a predicted model, not a curated record. Gene Ontology annotation, molecular function: DNA-binding transcription factor activity; transcription cis-regulatory region binding. The transcript has a single exon.